Molecule: messenger RNA, 432 nt
Organism: Bacillus rossius redtenbacheri
Lineage: Eukaryota; Metazoa; Arthropoda; Insecta; Phasmatodea; Bacillidae
Exons: 2
Coding region: 1-432 (143 amino acids)
Source: RefSeq, a predicted model, not a curated record
AUGCUCUAUGGCGGGAGCCCGGCUCGACGCUCCUCCAUGCACGCGGUUGUUUACUCCAGGCCACGAGGUCUCGCGCCCAGCCACGGCCCAGGGAUGGACGGCUGUGACUGCCUGUGCUGCUGCCACGGCCGCCCAGGAUGCAACUGCUGCAUCUGCGCGCCUGGGGCCUCCCGCCCGACCAGCGUCUGCAGGAGGCUCAAGUUCCGGACCCGCCCCGAGCCCUUACCGCCGCCCAUGUGGGAUGCCGAGGCGACGUUCGCGCGCAAGACCCGGCGCCACUUCCCGCGCGUGGCCAACCACAGCCGCGUGAAGCUGGGCUCCAAGGAGAAGAAGUCCACCGGCCGGGCGCUGGCCUCCGGAGUCCUGGUGCUGUCCGAGCGGAGGCACUUCCCCUGCCUCGCCUUCUGCUCGUCGCUGUGGGGGCUCGUCUGA